UGCUCCUGCUCGUUUAAUUUCCUUCGCCAUCCAAAAAUAGACCAGUUAUGUCGAAGAAUUACAUAAAUGCUCUUUUGAAGCCUUUUCGUGAGAAUAAAGUUGUAUCAAGUAUACUAAAAUUAUUCGAGUCGGGCUCAAAUAAUCCUUCGGGAGGGGUUGUGGGUGUGAAAAAUGAGAUCCCCGCGGGCCGGGCUGGUUCCGCUCAAUACAGCACGGGGGUCCGUAAGGUGACACUCAUCCCUGGACACGGGAUCGGCCCCGAGAUCACGGUAGCUGUACAGAAAAUAUUCGAAGCCGCCAAAGUACCCAUUGAAUGGGACGAGGUGGACGUGACAGCUGUUAGAGGUCCGGAUGGCAAAUUCGGUAUUCCCCAACGUGCCAUUGAUUCUGUCAAUGCCAACAAGAUAGGCCUCAAAGGUCCCCUGAUGACCCCAGUGGGUAAAGGAUACAGGUCGUUGAACUUGGCUUUAAGAAAAGAGUUUGAUCUGUAUGCCAAUGUGAGGCCUUGCAAGAGUUUAGACGGCAUCAAGACCCUGUACGACAACGUGGACGUGGUGACCAUCAGGGAGAACACGGAGGGAGAGUACUCCGGCAUAGAACACGAGAUAGUGGACGGCGUGGUUCAGUCCAUCAAGCUCAUCACAGAGGAGGCCAGCAAGAGAGUGGCGGAGUUUGCGUUCACCUUCGCCAGGGACAACAAGCGGAAGAAGGUCACCGCCGUGCACAAAGCCAACAUCAUGCGUAUGUCGGACGGCCUGUUCCUGCGCUGCUGCCGCGAGCUGGCCACGCAGUUCCCUGACAUCAAGUUCGAGGAGCGCUACCUGGACACCGUCUGCCUCAACAUGGUCCAGGACCCGUCCAAAUUUGACGUACUCGUGAUGCCGAAUCUGUACGGAGACAUCAUGUCGGACAUGUGCUCCGGCCUGGUGGGGGGCCUCGGCCUCACGCCGUCCGGGAACAUCGGCAAGAACGGAGCCCUGUUUGAAUCGGUUCAUGGCACAGCCCCGGCCAUAGCCGGCCAGGAUAAGGCCAAUCCCACAGCACUCCUCCUGUCCGGAGUCAUGAUGCUGAGAUACAUGAAGCUGGAAGACAUCGCCGACAGAAUAGAAACAGCCUGCUUCACCGUCCUCAAGGAAGGGAGAGUCCUCACCGAGGACCUCGGGGGAAAGAGCUCAUGCACGGAGUACACCAACGAGAUCAUCAAACAUCUGUACUAGAUGACAAGUUGGCUUGGGGUGUGUGGCGUACGGUGACGAGGAAACUAAUAAUCUGUGAAUGACAAAGUAUGGAAUUAAUAGCUUAAAACUGAAUUGUAUAGGAAAUCAAUUGAACUGUAGACGGGUAUCUAAAGCUUCCUCAUUAGACGUGCUCAUGUAUGACGAGCAUCCAAACCAUCACAGAAAAUCCAAGAAACAAUAUAACACAUACAUGACAGUCACGUAUAGAACCUUCUUUAUAGGAAACAUUAAAAAAAAACAUGUGAAUGAUGAGUAUUAUAGAAUGAUUGGUGCUGACAUGUUAUAGCACCUCUUUGCUGCGUCGGCCUCUCGAUGAAUGGACUUGGCCACAGUUUAUAAAAACAUAUGUUGGAUUGUAUAAAAAAAAAUUACAAUAUCUCUACAAGGAAUCUGUUUGAAGUUACGAACAUUCAACAAGGUCUAAUGUUGUAGCAAGAUUAGAUAGUAUUAAUAUUUUUAAUUUAAUUAUUAUGCUGUGAACACUAGUUGUAGCCUUCAGCUGUGAUGAAAAGCCCUUCUCGACGGAUCUGUUCUGUUCUUUGCAUGUACUUUCCUGGAAACUAUGUUCUGUUAGUGAAAUAAAGACAAUACCCAUAACCCUGAUGAGCUAAUGUAAUCGGGUGCUAAGUGUUCUUUUUACAAAUGUAUUUGUUUAAUACUUUAAGUUAUUUAUUGUGUUACCAUUAAGAUUAAUUAGUGAGAUGUGGCUGUUUGUGAGUUUGAACCAAAUCAUAACUCAGUUAUAAAUAUAACUGACUGACUUAAAAAACUCACCCAUGACAUUGCCUUGUGGACUGUAUUAAGAAAUCCUUAUACAAGGAAACAACCGAGUUGUUAAACAGAUAUAUUAAUUUCAUUGUGCGAAUUAAAACAGAAUCAAUAAGCGAGUUGCCAUGACCGAAACAUAUUAUAAGACGAGUUGGUAGUUUGUUAGUUCCUUUGUUUGUGAUGCGUUUGUGUUUUAUUCAUUUAUUAGACAAUUUUAUAUAUAAUUUAAUGUACAUUAAACAAAGUAUUACACUUGUAUUAUUUAAUUAUGACAAAACAGAUCUAAUCUGUAUGUUACCAGGUACAUUCCAUUUUAUUAACUUAUUUGUGUUCGUUUUAUUCCAAUGUAGAAAUAAAGUGGUUGGAAGUAAGGUUGUU
Messenger RNA from Danaus plexippus (monarch butterfly), 2384 nucleotides. RefSeq names its product probable isocitrate dehydrogenase [NAD] subunit alpha, mitochondrial (gene Idh3a). Gene Ontology annotation, cellular component: mitochondrion. The transcript is spliced from 7 exons. Bases 48 to 1217 code for a protein of 389 amino acids. NCBI's taxonomy places the organism in Eukaryota, Metazoa, Arthropoda, Insecta, Lepidoptera, Nymphalidae. The record is from RefSeq and is a predicted model, not a curated record. Gene Ontology annotation, molecular function: magnesium ion binding; isocitrate dehydrogenase (NAD+) activity; NAD binding. Gene Ontology annotation, biological process: tricarboxylic acid cycle; isocitrate metabolic process.